CCCGGCGUGAACGCGGUGGCUAAGCUAGAUGGUGCUUCGACUCGGCAGCUAACGUUGGGGAUUUGCAUUUUCAAAGGAAAGGGAUAUUCGUUUAUCUCGUCGCUGAGCCAGGCCGCACCACCAUGGCUCUUUACGAGUAUGUCACUCAGGAGCAGCUUGCGGGUUUCGACAAGUAUAAGUACAGCGCAGUGGACUCGAAUCCCCUGUCUGUGUAUGUCAUGCAUCCUUUCUGGAACUCUGUGGUGAAGUUUCUACCAACAUGGUUGGCUCCAAACCUCAUUACAUUUACAGGCUUUAUGUUCCUCGUGUUGAACUUUGUUAUGUUGGCCUUCUUUGACUUUGACUUCUCUGCCUCUGCUGCAGGACAUGAUCACGUGCCUAGUUGGGUCUGGGUAGCUGCAGGGAUCUUCAACUUCUUAGCCUAUACACUCGACGGUGUUGACGGUAAACAGGCACGGCGCACCAACUCCUCCACACCACUAGGGGAGCUUUUUGACCACGGCCUGGACAGCUGGGCCUGCAUCUUCUUUGUGGCCUCCGUAUAUUCUAUAUUUGGCCGUGGGGAGAGCGGCGUGAGUGUGGGCACACUCUAUUACAUAUUGUGGGUGGUGCUGUUCUCCUUCAUCCUGUCUCAUUGGGAGAAAUAUAACACUGGCAUCUUGUUUCUGCCCUGGGGAUACGACAUCAGCCAAGUGACAAUCUCCCUUGUUUACUUGGUCACUGCUGUGGUGGGUGUGGAAACCUGGUACCAGCCAGUCCUGUGGCGCUUUCUCUAUAGAGACCUUUUCACUUUUAUGAUCAUAGCCUGCUCCUUCACUGUGACCUUGCCUAUGAGCCUCUACAAUGUCUUCAAGGCUCACCGGAGUAAUACUCUCAAGCACAGUAGCUUGUACGAAGCAUUCCUGCCUUUCCUUUCCCCCGCCCUCCUCUUUAUCUUGUCCACCACGUGGGUUGUCUUCUCUCCCUCAAACAUCCUUGAGCUCCAGCCCAGGAUCUUCUACCUCAUGGUGGGGACAGCCUUCGCCAAUGUCACGUGUAAGCUAAUUGUGUGUCAGAUGAGUAACACACGUUGCCAGGCACUGACCUGGUUAUUGCUGCCCAUGACGGCGGUGGUACUGUCGGUAUUGACGGGGGUCGUCACCAAUGAGACUCUGCUGCUUUAUUUCUGGACAGCUGCCGUCAUACUAGCACACAUACAUUACGGCGUAUCAGUGGUACAACAACUCAGCAACCACUUCAAUAUCUUCGCCUUCUCCCUCAAGAAGCCCAACACCGACUGACAUGAGGAGGAGCGAAUCGGCUUGAAAGGGGCUGAGGUUUAGGCCUCUCCCCUGUGCGACUUAACGACACUUCACUUUCAUCACCACGGAAACCGCAUCCCCUCUUCUCCAUCCAUGAGGACUCUGCAAGUGGAAUGGACUAUGGCCCUCAUUUCCAUCUUCUCCCAACAAACAUGCAACAUUCACACUCUGUCACACACACACACACACAUACACACACAUUUCCCAACCUGCCACCAUACUGGUCUCAAUGAUGGGGUUGGUGCAGGGGCUCUGGCUUCCGUCAUUGGUGAUUGGCUAGUUUGUUUGAGCCAAUGAGGUGCAAUUGUUUCCUACGGAAAUGUGCUUCAGUCAUGAGAACGGGAGCCCAGACAAGCUAUUUAAAAACAAACGUUUGUACUUAUAUAUUUGUGAGGACUUCAUUUACUAAAUGGUUCCCUUAUUCCUUAGCCUAACAUUUAAGUAAUCCCUAAAACCAAAUUUUAAUCCCCAAACUGCCUGUAUGGUCAUAAGCCAAAAUGAUGACAGGCCAGAAUGUCCCUAAAGUCAAAAAUUCACUUUGGUCCUCACAAAGAUAGACGUACACACUUACGGUUGCACACACACACAGACACACACACACCCCCGAACAGAGUUUUGCUUUAAUGCAGAUAAUUUCUAAUUGGUGUCAGGUGUAUUAACACAGACACAAACUCACACAGAUAUACUCACAUAGUAUUAUGAAUGUAUAAUAUGCCUUGGGGAAUCACCAUUUCAGUUUUUCUAUAUUAACAAGACCGCGUCAAGUGGUAUCAUGGCAAACUUGACCAAACCUCGAGAACUCUGGCCACAUGUGGCUCACACAUCUGUGUCCAGCAUUUUGAUUUUGUAGUCGGCAACGUGAUAAAUGUUAAUAGCUAUGUGUGUUUGUGUUUGUGUGUGCCUAUACAUACAUAUAUAUAUGUAUAAACACACGCACUAAUACACUAUAUAUGUUAAGGGGUUUGGGACUUUUUAUUCUAAACUGAAAUGAAACUUUAAGAAAGAAUUUUCUCCUGUAAAACAUUGUAUAAAUCUCCCUCUAAUGAUCUGUUGGGACGUUGCCAUGAACAGAGCUGAACGUUGACUAACCAGGGCAAGAAUUGACCAGGGUGACCUGGGCUAACCUUCCACUUUAACCUCUGUGUGAGCACUUGCCUCUCGGUUCUUUUUUCCCUCUGAGGUGUCGUGUCUUCAUGCUGAUUCGUUCUUUUUUUCUUUUCUUUUUUUUUUACUGUAGAUUUCUUUUUAUACAGACGUAUUUGUUUUGGGUUUGUUUGGUUUGGUUUGUCUGUCUGCUGCCAUGGCAAUGAUGUAUGGUAAAGUUGCGCAGGGCUUGAAUGAAGAGUGACUCCAAAAGCCGUUAGCGGAGCGGACUCACUCUGAGGGAACAAGCCGUCGCACGGGACACCACAAACGCUACAACACUGCCUGGCAUCACACUCUCCUGCUCCAACAGAUAUAAUCACACUCUUUAUACUGUCUUGUUGUAUGACUUGUCUUGUUGAUUUUUAUUUUAUUUUUUCCAGUCGGUUAAACACUCUUCCUGUGUGUGAUUCAAACUUCUCCUCAGUGAAGAACAUUCAGUAACGGCUGCUGUACUUGACUUUUCAUCAACCUGGUAUUCAAAGCAAGGCCAAACAAGGUGACUUGGGCCUUAUUUACCAGCGGUGUACUGUGUAACCUCUUAUUUCACAAGUCAGUAACUAAACAACAUGGACUGUUUGGAGGAGGGGACUUAUUUGGAGCCUAACUUGAUCCUUGUUGUUAGAAUUCAAACAGUUAUGUGGGGGCUCGUAUUCCAGAGAUUGUCACAACUAUGGGAUGUCUUGUUUGACACCUCUAUUUGACUUUUUUUUUUUUUUUUUUUUUCUCCACACUGAAACCAACCCUGGGAAAAAUCGUCUAGAUUGUGAUGGGACAGGGUUCUGGUAUGUAUUAAAUGCCUCAGUUAUGUCUGAUAGGUUGACCCGGUCUGCUGUACACAAACAGGUCUCUGUGAAAAUGAAGGAACAAUGCUAAAACACACUGUGCCUGUCUUUGGAAUGGCAAAUUAAUCUGGGAGUUAUGAUGUCUGCCUGUUAUCCAGGUAAACACAAGUGUCUAGUCAGUGAUAAUCAUCUCAAAUACACUAGAUCAUUGUUAAUAAAGGGUACACAGGGAACAAUCAGUCGACUGGGCACGAACAACCUACUUGCAUUUUGACUUUGCUUAAGUUUUUGUUUGUUUGUUACCUGAAGUUUUGUACAUAGCAGAUUUUAUGCAGCACUGAACAUUUAGAUUAUAACUGUAAUGUCCCUGUAUUUCUGGGAGGAACAAAACGAUCUGUAACUGCCACGAUUCCCAGCUGAAGGGCCCGGUGUGGUUUGCAGUACCUCCAGCCUGGACGUAGGGAAGUCUUGAAUGCAGUCAUUAGCACAUUAUAGUAGUUGAUUUCAUGAGGCUUUUUUUUUUUCCCUUUAAUAAUGAUGCCCCACGAUUUGUGACUUUUCGAGACGGUAGAUUGUAUUGACAUGGCAACAACUGUGACUGAGAUUUCGCCACCGUAACGGUGAACUGUGGUGUGUUUAUGCACUGUCAAGGUUAUGUACAGCUCCACGUGUACAUGUCUGCUUAUAUAUGUAUGAAUAUUUGUGUAAAUAUGUUAUUUCCUCAUUUUUAUGUUGUUUUUUAAAACUACAAAUGUGGUCAUUGUCUGGUUGGUAAAUCCUGACUGGGAUGCGAUUCCAAACAGCAGUGAAAACUACAAAGCUGUCUAUAUUAGCAGUCCGUUAAUGUAGUUGUUUUCUUUUUUGUUGUUGUUGUUUUUGUUUUUUUGGUGGGUAUUUUAAAUUUUAUUUCUGCUUUACUGGCUCAUUCGUCUAUGCUUUGUCAUGUUUUGUGGGUUUUUUUUUUCCUUUGGGAAAUGACAAACACUACAAACUAAACGCAACAACGGAGUUCAUGUCAAAGAGCGCUGGCAGAGAAACAUUGUGCCAUUCACAAACCGUGAUUCAGCUUGAAGAUGGAUUUCUUUAUAUUUUAAUGCUCAUUUUCUGGACAUUCUUCGUCCCGUGUUCGUCAGCUUCACUCAUCACUUUCAGAGGAUAACAGUCUUAAAAGCCCCCCCACCCCCAUCUGGAUCAAUGGACUAAGCUGUUGUAUGUAAUACUGCCCUGGCAAACGCUCCAGGGCUUCGACGUGGCUACUUGUGAUGUUGUACUUAACCAUUGAAAGAAAGGACUUCCCAGAAAUAAAUAAAAGUCCGUUUUCUUUAA
This is a messenger RNA of Mugil cephalus (flathead mullet), 4555 nucleotides long. RefSeq names its product selenoprotein I (gene selenoi). Gene Ontology annotation, cellular component: endoplasmic reticulum membrane; Golgi apparatus. The record is from RefSeq and is a predicted model, not a curated record. Gene Ontology annotation, molecular function: ethanolaminephosphotransferase activity. Gene Ontology annotation, biological process: phosphatidylethanolamine biosynthetic process. The transcript is spliced from 10 exons. NCBI's taxonomy places the organism in Eukaryota, Metazoa, Chordata, Actinopteri, Mugiliformes, Mugilidae.